Molecule: messenger RNA, 1733 nt
Organism: Belonocnema kinseyi
Lineage: Eukaryota; Metazoa; Arthropoda; Insecta; Hymenoptera; Cynipidae
Product: cytochrome P450 6k1-like
Exons: 5
Coding region: 55-1575 (506 amino acids)
Molecular function (GO): heme binding; monooxygenase activity; oxidoreductase activity, acting on paired donors, with incorporation or reduction of molecular oxygen
Source: RefSeq, a predicted model, not a curated record
AAACGAUCCACAGUAAAUGUGGAGAAUCAUCAGUGUCAACGUUUAAAUUUUAAAAUGUUCUUCCUCAGUUCGUCCUUUUUUCUGAAUUUACUUGGUGUUUUCACUUUUAUUUUGAUAUCUGUAUAUUUUUAUAUCAAACACAAAUUAAGUUAUUGGAAAAGAAGAGGAAUUGCUUCACCACCCACUCAUUGGUUCUUUGGAAACUUCAAAGAUGCAAUUCUUGGUCGAAUUUCUGCUGGCAAUCUCCUCGGUAAACUCCACCAGGAAGCAGGAGAUGAGCCAUUUAUUGGAAUUUACAUAAUGCAUAAACCAUUUUUCCUGAUGAGAGAUCCAGAGCUCAUCAAACAAGUUCUUGUGAAGGAUUUUCAAAUCUUCCAGAACCGCUAUUUUUACAAUGAAAAAACCAAAGACCUUAUUGAUAGCACCAGUCUCUUCUCCAUUAACAAUCCUGAGUGGAAAUAUUUGAGAAUGAAGCUUUCGCCAGCUUUCUCCAGUGGAAAACAAAAAAAACUUUUCUCGUUAAUGAUAGAAUCUUCAGAAAAUAUGAUAAAUUUUCUUGGUGGUCAGUUUACCGAGACUGAAAAAGUAAAAAAUGUCGACUCUCAGAAUGUGUCUCUCAGAUACGUCACAGAUGUUAUAUCUUCUCUUGCUUACGGAGUGAGAACCAAUUCUUUUGGAAAUGAUCAAGAAUUUUUUAAUCGUAGUCGUGAACCUUUGAAGAAAUCUCUCGUAGGAUCAAUUUUGCUAUUUGCAAACUUUUUUUUUCCAGCUUUCUCAAAUUUCUUGAGUAUUUUUCAUAAAGGCAUAUUGAGAAGUUCUACAAACUAUUUUCGUACUUUGUUUUGGGAUGUGAUGGAUCAACGUGAAAAAUCAGGAACCAAAUGGGGAGAUUCCAUCGAUCUUUUAUUGGAAAUAAAAAAGGAGAGGGAUAAGUUAAAUUUCGAAAUUCCCGAUGACACACUUUUGGCGCAGCCUGUUAUUUAUGCUAUAGCUGGGAUCGAAACCAGCUCUGUAACAAUGGCACUAACACUCUUCGAAUUGGCAAAAAAUCCUAUUCUUCAGGGUCAAGUCAGAAAAAAUAUUCAAGAAGAGUUGAAAAAAGACGGAUUUACUUAUGAAGGCAUUCAAGGAAUGAAACUUUUAUAUCAAGCCAUUUAUGAAACUAUGAGGCUUUAUCCUGCUACACCAAUUAUUGACAGAGUUGCAUUAAAAGAUUAUAAAAUUCCUGGAACAGAGAUUGUACUGGAAAAAGGUACAGCGGUUUAUACAGCUCUCAAUGGCCUUCAUGAAGAUCCUAGAUUUCAUAAAGAUCCAUUAAAAUACGAUCCAGACAGAUUCAGUGAGGAAAGAAAGGGCGAUAUUGUCCCUUGUACUUAUUUACCCUUUGGUGUCGGCCCCCGAGCUUGUAUAGGAGAGCGCGUUGGAAUGCUGCUCAUUGCAGUUGGAUUAGCGACAUUGCUACGAGACUACGAAGUUGCUCUAAACCCUUUGCAUAAAUGUGAAAUAGAUCCACAGGAAAUUUUUGUUAGACCAUUUGAUGGAGUGAAGUUAGAUUUAAAGAAAGUUUUCGAUUAGGAUGAGCAAAUUCUUAUAGUAUUUUAAAAAUACAGUCUCAAAGUUUAAUGACGAAAAAAAUGGUUGGAAAGACUGUUUUAAUUCCGACUUUUAAUUUUUAUUUAGGGUUUAAAAUACGCAUUCAAAAAAAUAUUUGAUACAUUUUUUUCAAUGAUUAU